GUUUUGACCAAUUUACCGUGAAUUUGGAGAAAUUGGGUCAGCUUAGAUAUGCUUUAUCCAUAGAAUGAUGCAGUUUGUGCAGGAGAAUUAGCCUGGUUUUCUUAAUUGGGUGAUUUCUGCUUCUUGAUUCAUUUAUAGAUUUCAAGUCAUGGAUAAUGUGAAUGAACUGUCUUCAUCCUUGAGCUUUGCCUCCUCCUCUUAUCUAUCAAAUGGGUCCAGUAGUAACCAUGUAUCUGCCUCAGCCAGUUCUCAACCUGUGCCAAGUAUUGAAAUUUAUUUGAGUCUAAACAAACUCAGUGGCAGUCUUGAGAGACUUUUACUUGAACCUGAAUAUGACUAUACUGACGCAGAGAUUAUUGUUGAGAGCAACACAGUAGGUGUUAACCGGUGCAUAUUGGCUGCACGUAGUCAGUUUUUUCAGGAUCUUUUUAAGCCUGGAAAUGAUGAUUCGAUUAAGGAAGGUAAACCAAAGUAUCUCAUGUCUGACUUGGUUCCUCAUGGCCGGGUUGGCUAUGAAGCCUUCAAGGUUAUCUUGAACUAUUUGUACACCGGAAAGCUUCAGCCAUCACCUCGAGAAGUAUCCACAUGUGUUGACGAUCAUUGUGCCCAUGAUGCAUGUGGCCCUGCUAUUAAUUAUGCUGUAGAGUUGAUGUAUGCUUCUGCCACUUUCCAGAUGAAGGAGCUUGUUCAGCUUGUUCAGCGCCGUCUUUCAAACUUUGUCGAGAAAGCUUUUAUUGAAGACGUAAUCCCAAUUCUUGUAGUUGCCUUCCACUUCCAACUGAGUCAACUGCUCUCACACUGUAUCCAGAGGGUAGCAAGGUCAGAUCUUGACAGUGUGGCUAUAGAGAAGGAGCUUCCUCCUGAAGUUGCAAAUGAUAUCAAAUCACUCCGCCUCAAAUCACAGGAAAGGGAUGAAUCAAGUAUGAUGGAAAUGGAACCAGUAGAGGAUAAGAGAAUCAGGAGAAUCCACAAGGCAUUAGACUCUGAUGAUGUUGAACUGGUUGAGCUUCUCCUGAAGGAAUCUGAUAUUACGUUAGAUGAUGCUUACGCUCUCCACUACGCAGUUGCAUACUGUGAUCCCAAAGUUGUUAAGGAGGUUCUUGGUCUAGGCUUGGCUAGUAUCAACCUUUGCAAUGCCCGAGGACAUACUGUACUUCAUGUGGCAGCCAGACGUAAGCACCCAGCAGUUAUGGUUCCUCUUCUGAACAAGGGAGCCUCUGCCUCAGAAAUUACAGUAGAUGGUCAAACUGCUGUUGCAAUUUGCCGGAGGUUGACUAGACCAAAGGAUUUUUAUGAGAACACAAAGCAGGGACAGGAAUCCAACAAAGACCGGAUGUGCAUCGAUCUUCUAGAGAGAGAGAUGCGAAGAAACUCGAUGUCUGGGAACUCGUCAAUCAUAUCAGAGGUGAUAGCUGAUGAUUUGAAUGUGAGGCUGGACUAUCUUGAAAAUAGAGUGGCAUUUGCACGGUUGUUGUUUCCUGCUGAAGCCAAGCUUGCUAUGGAAAUGGCUGCUGAUUCAACAUCAAUGCACAGUGGCCUUUCAGCAUCAAGAGGGUCAAGUGGGAACUUACGAGAGGUUGAUUUGAAUGAAACACCCUCUGGACGGACCAAAAGACUCCAAGCAAGAAUGCAAGCCCUUCGUAAAACAGUGGAAAUGGGCCGGCGCUUCUUCCCCCAUUGCUCAGAAGUGCUUGAUAAGUUUUUGGACGAUGAGAUGGAUAUGGCUGAUUUCAUCCUCGAAAAGGGCACUCCAGAAGAGCAAAGAAACAAGAAGACGCGGUUCUUGGAACUUAAAGAUGAUGUACAGAAGGCAUUCUGCAAGGACAUGGCUGAAAAUAAGCGGUCAGUUUUGUCAUCCUCAUCAUCAUCCUCAUCGUCUCCAAAGGAGGGGGUAACUCACAAGAUUAGGAAACGGUGAGGCUAAUUAUAUUUUGCAGGAAGCUGUGAGAUUUUGAUGAAUUUGUAGUUGUAUUUUCUCCUUCCAUAUAUUCUUAGGAGCCUAUUUUGUGGCAUUCACUUUAUCAAAGAUUAAGGUAGUACAUUGAGUCUGUAAUAUAUAACUUAAGGUAUUUGGCUUGUAUAUUUGAUAAAAGAGCUUACAGUUUUAGAGAGAAUGAAAUCUGUACUCUUUGGAUUUCCCUGUGUCUCCGUUGGUGUGAUUAUGUUAGCCUUUUCACCAAAUAACAGAGACACUGUAAUUCUAAAUUUCUUUCUUUCAUAAUUAUAGUUCGCUGGGUUCAA
Messenger RNA from Prunus avium (sweet cherry), 2241 nucleotides. RefSeq names its product BTB/POZ domain and ankyrin repeat-containing protein NPR1. The record is from RefSeq and is a predicted model, not a curated record. Gene Ontology annotation, biological process: defense response to fungus; systemic acquired resistance, salicylic acid mediated signaling pathway; regulation of salicylic acid mediated signaling pathway. Gene Ontology annotation, molecular function: protein binding. NCBI's taxonomy places the organism in Eukaryota, Viridiplantae, Streptophyta, Magnoliopsida, Rosales, Rosaceae. Gene Ontology annotation, cellular component: nucleus.